This is a messenger RNA of Clunio marinus, 522 nucleotides long. The record is from the annotation of a GenBank genome assembly. NCBI's taxonomy places the organism in Eukaryota, Metazoa, Arthropoda, Insecta, Diptera, Chironomidae.
AUGGAGAAAAAACCUUUUGAAAAUUACCCUCAUUUUGAAACGGGUGAACUUUUAAUAAUUGCCAUCGACACCCGAAGAAUACACAAACAUAAGAAGGGAAGAAGAUAUUUUUGUCUGAAUUGGCUCGUGUCAAAAGUCUUGUAUAUGAGAGAAAGAGGGAAGGCUGAAGGUCUUCCGAUAGCUGAUGAUGAUGCGGGUGAUGGGGAGGUUCAAAGCAAGAAAAAAAACAGCGAGAAGAAUUACCCCAAGACUGUAAAACCCUACAAUGAAUUAAAAAUAAAUGCGUUAGGAAAAUUGUUCAGCACAGUGUUCAAUACACAGUUGGAAUUUAUUACAGUUUUUACUUCGAAUGUGGCUUUUUCUGUCUCGCCAUCAAGUUUCAAUUUGAAUGACAACAAUACAUUGACUCCAACAGUUUAUGAAGCUUCGACUAUUGGACAAUUCUAUAAAUUGGAUCAAAAUGCAGAGCACACGCCAUCAAAUGAAAAGGAAACUAGCAUCGUUGAUUCGGAGAAGCCGUGA